UUGUGGAAGAAAUAUCGUCGCUUGAUGAACCCAGUGAUGCACCCUUCAAACGUAGAGACUUUUCUGCCCGUAUUCAACGAAGUUGCGAGGAACUUUGUUGACAUGUUGAUGAAAUCUAAAGAGCCAAUUGACCCAAGACAUGCUAUUUUUGACGCUACGCUGGAUGCUGUUAUAGGAACUGUCAUUGCGAGAAAACCAUUGACCUCUCAAAUGAAGAAGGACGUCAGUUUCAUAAUAGACGUAGGGACGGAAAUAUUUCUAGAACGAUUUUUCAAGAUAUGGUUGCACCCAGAAUGGAUAUUCAAGCUGGUUUACCGCAAGGAGCUGAGUGAGAUGUACAGAAUAAUGGAUGAAGGCGUGGAUUUCAUCAACAAGGAAUGGGAAAAAGAGAAGAUUCUACGUAGAACUUAUCAAUAUGAUAUUUCAAAUCCGAAAUCUCCUGCAAUGAAUCUGGUAGACGUGUGCUAUGAGAAUGAAGACUCAGAUGUAGCGGAGAAUCAUGAGUGGAAGGACGAAAUUACUACGAUUUUACUAGGGGCCACUGACACCAUGGUAGCAGCUUUGUCUUUUCUUCUGGUCACUCUUGCCAACUACCCAUCUAUACAGGAAAAGAUUAUUGCAGAGAUAAAGCAGGUUAUGGGAGAAGAAUAUCUGACAAGAGACGUGACAGUAUCUGACAUUUCAUCCUUGACAUAUCUUGGUCAGGCCAUCAUGGAGAGUAUGAGGUUUCAUGGAAACGUUCCACUCAUUCUUCGUAAGGCUACCAAAGAUACCAAGCUGAGAAGCUGUACUUUACCGGCCGGGAGCAGGAUUCUCAUACCUCUUCACGCGAUGGGGUGGAAUUCCAUUUACUUUCCUCAUCCUGAGAGGUUCCAGCCUGAACGAUUCGCACCAGAAUCUGACGAUAGAUCCGCGAGACACAACUACUCCUAUUUGCCUUUCAGUGGAGGACCACGAUGCUGUAUAGGCAAGACGUAUGCUCUUAUGUUCAUGAAGACGGUGAUGGUCCAUAUUCUGAGAAGGUGUGCGGUGAAAUCGCAGGUCCGGCUAGAGGAUAUUGUCUACGAGAUAAGGAUGGUCAUGUACAGCAAGACUCCAGUGCUUCUCACCUUUGAACCUCGCUGAAAUAUUGGACACUGUAGGCUGAGUCAUUGAGAAUAUAUAAUUGACAAUAUAUCAGUAAUUGAGAAAAAUACAAAUGUUUAUUUAAAUACUGUAAAUUUGCGUACUGAUAAUUGUUAGACGUAAAGAAUGAUGCGCCACUAAGUAUGAUUAAAAAUUUCCAAUUAAGGACUCCAGAAAUGAGAUACUUUACAACACUUAUUAUUAUUACAAGUGUUAUAAUUAAGAUUUAAUUUGUUUCCAAACUAAUAAAAAGUAGAAUACUACUUACUUUUAGCCCUCAAGCAUAACAAAGAUUAUUUUUUCGUAUUGCAGAAAUAACAGCUGUUUUAUUUAAAUACAUAAGUUGGUCCAUAAUACAGUGAUAUUGGUCCAUAAUAAAGUUAUUCGUUAUAUUACAACAGAGGUCUAAAAGUCUGCUGUCGCACAUAUCAAGUUUUUCAGUAGUUUAACCUCAACUGAAGCAAAUGCAAAAACACAGAUGUUUAUAAAUGAAAAUUUGUCAUCAUUACUAUGUUGUGCUAUUAUAUAAUAAAAAUUUAAUAAAACGUA
Molecule: messenger RNA, 1674 nt
Organism: Homalodisca vitripennis (glassy-winged sharpshooter)
Lineage: Eukaryota; Metazoa; Arthropoda; Insecta; Hemiptera; Cicadellidae
Product: cytochrome P450 4c21-like
Exons: 9
Coding region: 25-1125 (366 amino acids)
Molecular function (GO): oxidoreductase activity, acting on paired donors, with incorporation or reduction of molecular oxygen; monooxygenase activity; heme binding
Source: RefSeq, a predicted model, not a curated record